Molecule: messenger RNA, 780 nt
Organism: Tachysurus vachellii
Lineage: Eukaryota; Metazoa; Chordata; Actinopteri; Siluriformes; Bagridae
Gene: upk2
Product: uroplakin 2
Exons: 6
Coding region: 122-646 (174 amino acids)
Source: RefSeq, a predicted model, not a curated record
CUUUCAUGGAAACCUCAUUUCAACAUCUGAGCUGUUCGGUUGCAUGAACAGUGAGGCCUGUGCUUGAUUCUCAGCUUAAAAUAAAUAAGCAAAGACUCUCAAAGAUACACCAAGUGCAGAGAUGCUGGCUGUACUCCUCAUCAUUGGGGGAUUAAUUCCUCUAAUCCAUGCAGAAGAUUUUCCACCUAGCUUGCUAUCAGUCGAAGACAAAGUUAUCACAGGCCAAUUCUUCGACUCGCUGAUGCUAAGAUUGCCUUCGUGUUUCUACGCUGGCCAGAGCGUGGACCUGGAGUACCUGAAUUGCGACACCAAUCAAAGCUACAUCCAGUCCAACGUUUUCACGGUUCCAAGCUGUGGCAGCAGGAGUGACCCAAAAGGAUCGACUGUAUUAAGCCGAAACAUGGGAUACCAGCUGAUGAACCUCAAAAAUGGCACGCAGUACAAGAUUACCUAUAAGAUUGGAAACCUCAGUAGCAGCUCUGUGAUUGCAACUACAAGAACAGCUGCUAACUACAACGAUAUCAAUCUAAGCUUCCCAGGACGCAGUGCAGCGAUGUUGGUGAUCACAGUCCUUCUGUCCGUGGCUAUGUUUAUCCUGCUAAUCAGUAUCAUCACCAGUGUGUUCGUGUCCCCUACUGAACAGUAAAAACUCACUUCACUUUCAGAAAUCAAGUCUUAAUUGUGUUUGAGCACUGCAAUAUGUGGUGUUCAAAAGCUUCUGACUGGCAGUGUACGGGGUCAUUCUAUAUCAUUUCUUUCUUAACACAAAAUCAACAAUUA